Hippocampus comes (tiger tail seahorse) is the source of this 2297-nucleotide messenger RNA. RefSeq names its product PIN2 (TERF1) interacting telomerase inhibitor 1 (gene pinx1). Lineage: Eukaryota; Metazoa; Chordata; Actinopteri; Syngnathiformes; Syngnathidae. Bases 329 to 1438 code for a protein of 369 amino acids. Gene Ontology annotation, molecular function: nucleic acid binding; telomerase inhibitor activity. The record is from RefSeq and is a predicted model, not a curated record. The transcript is spliced from 7 exons. Gene Ontology annotation, cellular component: nucleolus.
GUUGCCGUGGCGAUGGAGGGAGGCCAUUGCCACCCUCCCCCGAGGCGUCUGCAUGGUUGACAAAAGCCACAAUGACACAAAAAAAAAAAAAAAAACUUGCGGCCACGUCGAGCUUGGCAACCUUCACUCGCUGUCUGCUGAAACUUAUUUCGUGUUUUACGUCUCAUUGCGCCGCUGCAAUUUUGAAGGUGAAUUUGCCAACGUUGCUCGCCGACUCCAAUGAAUGAUACGAGUGCAAUUUAGCGGGGAAAAGGUUUGACAAUAUCGGUCAAAUUGACAGAAAAAUCCUAAUUUCGCUCCAGGUUUUCCAACCAAGUACAAGUUCCGAAUGAGGGAUGUUACGAUUUGGGCUGAGGUCGUCAUGAGAACAACCCGUCUUUGCGUCAGGACCAGAACCGGUGACUUUGAUGGCCUUUCGGAUCUGCACCGCCGACUGUCUCGGAAUGAAGUUGAACCGCGUUCCAGCGCAACUGCCGGAGCCCGCAGAAAACAAAAGUGGUCAGUCGAUCCGCGGAACAGUGCCUGGAGCAAUGACGAGUCCAAGUUUGGACAGAAGAUGCUGGAGCGCAUGGGCUGGUCUAAGGGCAAGGGCCUCGGCAGAAGUGAGCAAGGAGCCAUUGACCAUAUCAAAGUCAAAGUGAAAAACAACAGCUAUGGCCUAGGCGCCAAUGGCAGCCAAGAGGACAACUGGAUUGCACACCAGGAUGAUUUCAACGACCUCCUUGCUCAGCUCAAUAACUGUCAUGGCCAAAAUAGCACAGAAACUCAGUCGGAGGAGCAGAAAGGCUUCAGCCUGGAAGAGAAAUCCAAGACGUCCAAAAAGCGAGUCCAUUAUAUGAAAUUCACCCAAGGGAAGGACCUCUCGUCUCGAAGUUCAACGGACCUCAAUUGUAUCUUUGGAAGGAGAGCAAAAUCUGCCACACAUCCAGAGCAGGAGAGCGGCGGCGAUUGCCACGGCAACAGCGGCGAGUGUCCGACCCCACCGGCCGCCGUCGUCUCCUACCCGCAACCGGACGCGGAGUCCAUCACCAAGACGGUGACCAGCACCCUCAGCGUGCAGGAGUACUUUGCGCGGCGGAUGGCCCGGCUGAAAAGCGGCCACGGUCAGGCCGCCGCCGCCGGCGGGGCGGAAGAGCCCCCAAAGAGGAAAAAGAAGAAGAACAAGAAGGCCGUCGAGAAGAUGGAAGCGGCAAACGGUGCGGAGGAAGCGAGUGAGCCUGAGCCCGCAAAAAAGAAGAAGAAACGACAAAAUGAGGGCGCCGUCAGCAACCACUCGGCGGAGCGAAAGGAAGCCAAGAAGGAGAGGAAACGCAAAAAGGAGACGCCAAGUGGCGCGGCGACCCUCGAACCGGAAACGAAAUCGCUCGAGCAACCGGAGGAGACGAUCGCCGUGCGGAAGAAAUCCAAAAAGCGCAAGAAGCAGCAGCGAGAUUUGUGACAAACGGAGCCAGCCAAAUCUUGUGAAGCCAAAGCAAAACAGUUGAAGGCAGAAGGCCUUUUUUGUCUUGUUCUUUCAAAAGUGCCGAUCACAUUUUUAGGCCUUCGGCUUCAACGAUGGGCAGACCGGUUCAACCGCAUCAGGACGCCCCAGCACCCAUCAACCCGGGAAUCAACUCGAAUGGCGGGCGUGGCUUCAAGCACCGCCCUUGUCCUUGUUGCGGUGCCGAACCCGAGCCGUCGCAUUCGUCGGAAGAAUGGCGUCAUUGAAAUCAUCCAGCCACUUUGAAUGCUCCCACACAACCACUUUUUUUUUUUUCCUCCCGGUUUUGUGUCGCGCUCACUUCAUUCACCUGCGGCAAAUUGUGAGAUAUAUCAACGGGUUGCGCGAUUGACGGGCUCGGAGUCGCGACCACAAGCGACCCGGCUGACUCUUGACUGGUGGCCAGCGACGCGCAGGGACCAACAAACGUGUCCACAUUUUGGCCGGUCACACCCCCCCCCCCCCUUUGUCAAGGUCAAUCCAAAAUCUUAUUUGUACAUUCGCCCAAGAAAACAAAAGGACUCCAACUUCAAAUCUCAUUCUGCACUCACGAAGCCAUACUUGGAAUUUUCUUUUUCUCUUUUUUUUUUUUUUUUUAAAUGACUCUGGGCUCAAUCUUUUGUCUCAUUUGGAUGGCAAAAAACACAUUUGGCGCUCGGCUUUCUGUCUCAUUCUAAUUUCUUUGAUGAAGCAAACAUCGCGCUCAGGUUUUGCUCUCAUUUUUCCUCGUUUAAGCUUUUUUUUUUUUUUUUUGUCGAUCUUCUUGAUGCUCAUUUCUUAUUGGAAACAUUAAAACGUAAGGCUCGGGCUUUGUCUC